Messenger RNA from Notechis scutatus (mainland tiger snake), 1422 nucleotides. NCBI's taxonomy places the organism in Eukaryota, Metazoa, Chordata, Lepidosauria, Squamata, Elapidae. The record is from RefSeq and is a predicted model, not a curated record.
AUGGGCUCUUCAGUUGCUGUGUACAAAAAGUGGAUUCCAAAUACAAAUUUUGAAAAUGCUGCUAACUGGGAUCAAAACCGAGUUCCAUGUGCUAAGGAUGCUGUUCUUUUUGGGAGUAGUAAGAUUGUAUCAGUUUUUGUCCAGGCAUCCCACUCUUUGACAGACAUAUACCUUCCGUUGAAUGGAGAAUUCAUUAUGGCCCCCGCUGCUGGGUUUGCAGCUUUCUACGGCAAUUACAGUCCAGGAUGUGAGACAGCUUCAGAAAUCACAUUUAAAAGUACAGACAAUUAUGAAUGGCAUGAUCCUACAUUAUGGCAUGCUGCAACCUCUUUGGAAAACUUAGAUCUGGACAAAUACAUUUUCCUUGUGGAUGAAGAACGAGUUCCCUGCCAGUAUGACGAUGUUAUUUUUCAGCCUGAAACCUCCUUCCGAGUGAACAUCACCUCUGAGCAAAUGAUACAGUUUAAGAGCAUUUCAAUCAUGGGGCAGAACUUCACCAGAGACAGUACCCUGGCAGAAUACAUGCAGAGCUCUACUGCAAAACUUCAGUUCCAUGGACAAGGGACACUCCGGUUGUCACAUACCAGAUGUCCAGACAAAUCUGGCUGUGAAUGUGGAAACUCAGCAACCCAUGAAAGAAUCUGUGCCACCUUGCUCCAGAAGUCCAGGAAUCAAUGUCCAAUGAUUACAUGCAAAGACGCAAUAAAGCCUACUGGUCAUUGCUGUGAAAUAUGUGGGGUCAUCAUUACCUUAACAUACUCUGCUGAUUUUGACAUUGAACUCUAUCGAGACAGAAUAUUCCAUACUUUUCUGAAUCUGCCCAGGAAUAAAGGUAUUCAGAUGGCCAUGUCCAAGAGGAAAAAAUUGCAGACUCCCUUGAAAAUUGUGCCACGUGGCUUAGACUCAAUCAUCCAGAUUGUGCUAAUUGACAAUAAAACAGGACCCUAUGCUGGCACUCAUGCUGAACAGCUGGCUAAUGACAUCCUGAAGGAUAUAGCAGACCAUGGAAAAUUCUUUGGCAUUGUGACAGCCAACCUACAAGUAGCCACUGGCAACAACUGGAGUGCUCAAGGAAUUAGCAGCUAUCUUGGCCCUACGAUCACUGGGAUUGUCAUAGGAAUCUUCCUUCUCCUGCUUUUCCUGGGAAUUAGUCUUCUUCUUUAUAAAAAUGAUGCAUUAAGAUCUCUUUCCUCUCUGAAUUUUUCCUCUGUGUGGAACCAAAAAAGGGAUCAAGAAGAUUUUGGUGGGACAACUGAGGAAGGGUUUGAUAAUCCCAUGUUUGACACACCAAGUAACCCAAGUGUUUUAGCCAAUAGACAUUCUGUGGAGGAAACUCAAGAUGAGGUGGCAAACAGAAAUAGCAGACUUUAUUACAUUAACCCUUUAUAUGAUGAAAUAGAACUUAAUGUUUAAGUCAUGCAU